This is a messenger RNA of Menidia menidia (Atlantic silverside), 2999 nucleotides long. The record is from the annotation of a GenBank genome assembly. Lineage: Eukaryota; Metazoa; Chordata; Actinopteri; Atheriniformes; Atherinopsidae.
UCACUGCGUCCUCGGUUGCUAGGUUAUUCUCCCGGAAGGACCAGGCUCUUAACGUAACCAUAUCUUUAAAUGUUUGUUUUUUUGGUAACAUUUUAUACUCAGCAUUUCGCUUUAUUUUUAUGUACUGCAAUAUGUGUAUGUAUGUUAUUACCUUUCAAUAAGAAAGGCUUGUAUUGUGGUAGUUUGACCGCCGUGGGCGUUGUCAUCGCUGUGUCCAGCUUCACGUCGCCCUGAUCAAUAACUACAGCCUGCUAGCAUUAAAACAGCUAACAUGGAAGCAGCGUUUGGUCAGUAGCGUGAGCUAACAGUGAUGCUGUCUAACUGUACAGCCGUGAGUUCAGCUAACGACUGCCGGAUGAGAUCGCAUCCUUGACAGGAUGAUGGCCGCCCAGCCUCUGCAGCAGUCCGGGGAGGAUUCAGCAGCCCGCUAACGGAGCCAGCCCGACUAGCUGAUGCUGAUGACUGGCUGUUUCCUGACAUUGAUUUGCAGUGGGAGGCACCAUGGCCGGUAAGGUGAAGUGGGUGACUGAUAUUGAGAAGUCAGUUCUCAUCAAUAAUUUUGAGAAGAGGGAAUGGAUUCAAGUUGCAGAAAACGAGGACUGGAACUUCUACUGGAUGAGCAUCCAGACCAUAAGGAAUGUGUUCAGCGUGGACACUGGCUACCGUCUGUCAGAUGACCAGAUGGUUAACCACUUCCCCAACCACUAUGAGUUAACCAGAAAGGACCUGAUGAUCAAAAACAUCAAACGCUACCGUAAGGAGCUGGAGAAGGAAGGAAGUCCGCUUGCAGAGAAAGAUGAGAAUGGAAAAUACAUUUAUCUGGAUUUUGUCCCUGUGACAUUCAUGCUCCCUGCAGAUUACAAUCUGUUUGUGGAGGAGUUUCGCAAGAAUCCGUCCAGCACCUGGAUCAUGAAGCCCUGUGGGAAGGCCCAAGGCAAAGGCAUCUUCCUCAUCAACAAACUGUCUCAGAUUAAAAAGUGGUCGCGGGACAGCCGCACCUCAACGUUUGUGGCAGCAUCCAGUGGGAAAGAAGCUUAUGUCAUCUCAUUGUACAUUGACAAUCCUCUGUUGAUAGGAGGGAAGAAGUUUGACCUACGCCUCUAUGUUCUAGUGACAACAUAUCGGCCCCUGAAGUGCUAUAUGUACAAGCUGGGCUUCUGUAGGUUCUGCACAGUGAAGUAUACACCCAGCACCAGUGAACUGGACAACAUGUUUGUUCAUCUCACCAAUGUGGCCAUCCAAAAGCAUGGGGACGACUACAACCACGUUCAUGGAGGCAAGUGGACGGUCAGUAACCUCCGCCUGUACCUGGAGAGCACCAGAGGAAAGGAGGUGACCAGCCGACUGUUCGACCAGAUCCACUGGAUCGUGGUGCAAUCACUGAAGGCUGUAGCUCCUGUGAUGAACAAUGACAAGCACUGUUUUGAGUGUUACGGGUAUGACAUCAUUAUUGAUGACAGGCUGAAGCCAUGGCUUAUUGAGGUCAAUGCGUCGCCCUCGCUGACCUCCAGCACAGCUAACGACCGCAUCCUCAAGUACAACCUCAUCAAUGACACCCUGAACAUCGUCACACCUAACGGGGACGUUCCAGACUGCCGCUGGAAUCGCAGUCCGCCCAGAGAGGCCCUGGGCAACUAUCAAGUCCUAUACGACGAGGAGCAGGCGCAGAGCGAGAAUGCAGAGCGUGAUCUGCGGAGUCGCUCGGGUCAGUCGCUCGGGUCAAAGGGCACCAAAGGGAGUGCUGCCAUUCGCCCCAUCGCUGCCACGUGGAAGUGAGGUGAAAUAACUGAGUCGGACAGACUUCCUGUACAUCACUAUAGAGAGCACCUGAGGGGUCAUGCGAGGAAUACCCAGUUUUUCUUUCUUUCUUCCUUUUUUAUUUUUUUAAUCUGACAGCUUUCUCUCUCCUCUUUUUACUGGCUGUGGCACAAAAAGUAACACUACUGCUGGAAUGAAGAAGAGUCAAUGUGUGUAAAGAUGUUUGUGCCUGUUUGUAUGAAUCAGGAUGAAAAUAGUAGAAAUUAUAUUGAUGACAUGAGGGUCAAGUCAAAUGAACUGAGAGUCAUAUCUAGAGUUUUAACUAUAGGAUUUACAACCUGAACUAUGCAUGAUUAUUGAUUGCUGACAUUUCAAAUUGGCCUGCCACAGAGGUGCUAUUGAGAGGAUGAACUGUACGGAGGUGAAUAAGAAGAGGAAUGAGCACUCUAACUAGAGUCCGCUGUUGUUGAUGUGGAACAAGCAGUACUAAAUGUAAAUAAUGUUUUUUAUAUUAUCAAAGCCAAUAUGUAUGUAAGUAUGCAGGGAGGUCCUUUAACAGUGCUGACUGUUGCACUUUAUUUAUUUAUUUUUGCUUAAGUAUAAGAUCUAUUUCCCAUGUUGCAUUUAGGGUGAUUCCUUUUGCAAAUCUCAGAUCUUUCAAAAUGAAUAUGCGUUGGCAAUGUACAUGUACUUUAUGCAGUCUUAGGUAUCACCUGCUUUUUUCCUCCAAACGCUGAAGAAUUCAAACACCGAUGAUGACAGGGCGUUCACUUUUUUAACGCACCAAAGUGGGGCUGAAUGGUAUUGGAACAACCUCGACAUUGGUAUUUUAAAACAAAAUGUGAUCAUCUUCUGUCCCGUUGACCAGUUACCUUUUUUCAUCAUAGAUUCAUAUCAAUUUAUGUUUCAGUUUCCUCUCUCAGCUGAUUCAUCUCUAUGUGAAAUGCCAGAAAAAAAUAAAACUGGACUCAACUUACCAAAUGUUUUAGAUCCAGCUGUAUCGGAUCAUUUGAUUGAUUUGACAACUGUGAGCAAAUUGAAUGGAAGAAAUGAAGACGGUUAAAGAGAUGAUAUAGAAAAUCUUUCUUUGAGCUUAUUAUGUUAAACCCAAGCUGUUAAUGCUGACACAGUGACAUUCAGUCCUGUGUGGGAACAGAAGUCCGUUUGGUGUUGUGUGACAUUAAAUGCUGCUUUUGUUGUUAAUGCCUAAUUUAUUGACUUGUUUUAAAUAACUAACAAAA